CGGAUGUGGCGGGGUCUUUGUCUGUAGCUGCAGCUGGAGCUCCAGGUCUCUCCUUCACUGCACUGUGUACUCCGCUCCCAGAGGCCCCGCUCCUGUGGCCCUGUGACCUGCAGUUAUUGGGAGAUCCACAGCUAAGAUGCGAGGACCCCCUGGAAGCCUAGAAAUGGAGACAUUGACAUUUAGGGAUGUGGCCAUAGAAUUCUCUCUGGAGGAGUGGGAAUGCCUGAACCCUGCUCAGCAGAAUUUAUAUAGAGAUGUGAUGUUAGAGAACUACAAAAACCUGGUCUUCUUGGGUAUUGAUAUCUCUAAGCAAGACCCAAUCACCAGUCUGGAGCAAGAAAAAGAGCCCUGGAAUAUGAAGAGACAUGAGAUGGUGGAUGAAUCCCCAGGCAAAACUGGUCAUGCACUGUGGCUGAGAGCUGGAACUGAAUCACUGAACUGCUUCAGGGACCACAGUAAAAACCAAGCUAUGUGUUCUUAUUUUACCAAAGACCUUUGGCCAGAGCAAGACAUAAAAGAUUCUUUCCAACAAGUGAUACUGAGAAGAUACAGAAAAUGUGAACAUGAGAAUUUACAAUUAAGAAAAGGCUCCGCAAGUGUGGAUGAGUGUAAGGUGCACAAAGAAGGUUAUAAUGAACUAAACCAGUGUUUGACAACUACCCAGAGCAAAAUAUUUCAAUGUGAUAAAUAUAUAAAAGUCUUUCAUGAAAAUUUAAAUUCAAAUAGACAUAAGACAAGACAUACUGGAAAGAAACCUUUCAAAUGUAAAAAAUGUGACAAAUCGUUUUGCAUGCUUUUACACCUAAGUCAACAUAAAAGAAUUCAUAUUAGAGAGAAUUCUUACCAAUGCGAAGAAUGUGACAAAGUCUUUACGCGCUUCUCAACCCUUACUAGACACAAGAGAAUUCAUACUGGAGAGAAACCCUUCAAAUGUAAAGAAUGUGGCAAAGCUUUUAAGCACUCUUCAACCCUUACUACACAUAAGAUGAUUCAUACUGGAGAGAAACCCUACAGAUGUGAAGAAUGUGGCAAAGCCUUCUGCCAUUCCUCACACCUUACUACACAUAAGAUAAUUCAUACUGGAGAGAAACCUUACAAAUGUGAAGAAUGUGGCAAAGCUUUUAACCAAUCCUCAAACCUUAGGAAACAUAAGAUAAUUCAUACUGGAGAGAAACUCCACAAAUGUGAAGAAUGUGGCAAAGCUUUUAACCGAUCCUCAAACCUUACUACACAUAAGAGAAUUCACACUGGAGAGAGACCCUACAAAUGUGAAGAAUGUGGCAAAACUUUUAACCGAUCCUCAAACCUUGCUAAACAUAACAUAAUUCAUACAGGAAAGAAAUCUUACAAACGUGGAGAAUGUGGUAAAACCUUUAACCAGUCCUCAACUCUUACUAAACAUAAGAAAAUUCAGCAGGACAUGGUGGCUCACGCCUGUAAUCCCAGCACAUUGAGAGGACGAGGUGACAUUAAAAAAAUUCAUACUGUACAGAAACCCUAUGAGGGUGAAAAACAUGGCAAAGCCUUUAACAAGCUUUCAAUUCUUAACAGACAUAAGAUAAUUUAUACUGGAAAGAAAUUCUACAAACAAGAAAGAUGUGACAAUGCUUUUGACAACACCUCAAACUUUUCUAACCAUAAAAGAAAUUAUGCUAGUGAGAAAUCUUAG
Messenger RNA from Cercocebus atys (sooty mangabey), 1669 nucleotides. Its product is annotated as zinc finger protein 431-like. Gene Ontology annotation, molecular function: RNA polymerase II cis-regulatory region sequence-specific DNA binding; DNA-binding transcription factor activity, RNA polymerase II-specific. Gene Ontology annotation, biological process: regulation of DNA-templated transcription. The transcript has 6 exons. The record is from RefSeq and is a predicted model, not a curated record. The coding region runs from base 137 to 1669 and encodes 510 amino acids. Lineage: Eukaryota; Metazoa; Chordata; Mammalia; Primates; Cercopithecidae.